Molecule: messenger RNA, 582 nt
Organism: Penaeus indicus
Lineage: Eukaryota; Metazoa; Arthropoda; Malacostraca; Decapoda; Penaeidae
Exons: 3
Coding region: 1-582 (193 amino acids)
Biological process (GO): chromatin remodeling
Cellular component (GO): nucleus
Source: RefSeq, a predicted model, not a curated record
AUGGGGAAGUCAAGGAGUGGAUGUGGUGCGUAUGCACCACAGGUGGGAUGCCACCGAGAGGAUUUCUGGGAGAAAUUAGCUGAUCUGGUUCAGUUAAUUCCAAGAGAAGAAAGGCUAAUCAUUGGAGCAGAUUUCAAUGGACACAUCGGCGAGGGAAACGGAGGAGACGAGAGAGUGAUGGGAAAGUUUGGGUAUGGCACACGCAAUGUAGAGGACCAAGACAUUGUAGACUUAGCUCACCGCAUGGAAAUGGCUGUGAUAAACACCUUCUACAACAAGCGGGAAUUACACAAGAUCACAUACACAAGUGGAGGCAGGCAGACGCAAAUUGACUACAUCAUGGGCCGAAGAACACACCUGAGAGAAGCACGGGAUUGCAAGGUCGUGCCAGGGGAAAGCGUUGCUAAACAACACCACGUAGUGAUCAGUAGAUGGAAGUGGAGAUGCGGGCGGGGACAACAGCUGAGGAUAGAACCGAAGAUCAGAUGGUGGAAGCUGGGGGAGGAAGAGCCGAGCACCAAGUUUAGGCUUGGGUUCUUGCAUGUGGAGUAUGAUGAGGAGGUCCAGGAUCCGCCAGGCUAA